Molecule: messenger RNA, 342 nt
Organism: Rotaria socialis
Lineage: Eukaryota; Metazoa; Rotifera; Eurotatoria; Philodinida; Philodinidae
Source: the annotation of a GenBank genome assembly
AUGCUAUAUAACACCAAAUCCGAACGAUUUGAGCCAUCUAAGACCAAACCUAAACCAAAAUCAAACGAUAUGAGUCAUUGGAGACCAAAUCCAAACGAUUUGGGCCAUCCAAGACAAAUCCAAACCAAAUCCAAAUAUCUAGUAUCCAAAUCCAAACCCAAAUCCAAAUAUCAUAUAACAAAUCCAAACCAAAUCCAAACAUCUGCUACCAAACCCAAAACCAAAUCCAAAUAUCAAAUAUCAAAUCCAAAUCCAAAUCCAAACCAAAUCCAAAAUUCAAACCCAAAUCCAAAUCUUCCAAAACAAAUCCAAAGCUUUGGGUUUGUUGCAUCCCUAAAAUAA